This is a messenger RNA of Paramecium sonneborni, 831 nucleotides long. The record is from the annotation of a GenBank genome assembly. Lineage: Eukaryota; Ciliophora; Oligohymenophorea; Peniculida; Parameciidae.
AUGUCUAGUUCCAUUAUUGAAAUUUCCUUCAUAAGUUUCUCCGUUAGCUAAGAUUUCUUUNUAAAAAUUAGUACAGAAAGAUUAGAGGAUUUAAAAAAAAGUAGGGAAAGAUUAGAAGAUUUAAAAAAAAGUCGAGAGAGAUUAAAUUAAUUAGAGGAGUUAAGAAAAAGUAGAUAAAAAUAAGAAGAAUUAGAAGAAUUGAAAAAAAGUAGAGAAAGACAAAUUUAAAUUGAAGAUUUAAAAAAAAGUAGAGAACGUCUUGAAGAUCUUCGAAAUAGUCGAGAAAAGCUAUAAUAAUAGGAAUUUGAAAGAAAAAAUAACGAGAAAAUGGAAGAACUAAAGAAAUCUAGAGAAAGAAUUGAAGAGCUUAAAAAGUAAAGAAAACAAAUUGAGGAAUAAAGAAUUUAUUAGGAGAUGUUAGAAUUAUAAAAAAGAUAAAAAGAAGAGAUAGAUUUGUUAAAGAAUUAAGAAAGAUUAUAAGAUUUGAAAAAGAGUAGAGAGAAAAUAGAUUAAAUUGAAAAUUUAAGAAGAAGUAGAGAAUAAGAAAGAGCAAUACAAGAAAUGAGAAGAAGCAGAGAAAAAAUAUAAUAAUUUAAAGAAGCUGAACUAAGAAUUUAAUAGUUAGAAAAAUAGCAUAGAAGUAUAGAAAGAAGCAGAUAAUUGGAGAAAAUAGAAAGAGAUUUAGAAUAUGAGAGAUAAAGAAGUUAGGAAAGGAUUUAAAGAUUAGAAUUAGAAGCAGAAAUUGAAAGAAAAUAAAGAGAAAGAGCUUUAGAAGAAGAAAUUAAUUUUGUUUAAAGUAGAAUUUAUGAUACACCAAAGAAGAGAUAUUGA